AUGUUGGUGGUUCAUAUAGGCGCAGGAAAUCAUCUGAGGUCGCGUGACUCCGAGUACAAAAAAAUAUUGCAAAAUGCACUUCGUUCAAAAUCAUACAAUGCGGCUGCAAUUGCCCUAGAAGAGCCCUCGCUCACCAACACGGGUUGUGGGUCCAGCCUUAACAUGGAUGGCAAAGUAGAGUGUGACGCGAGCAUUAUUCGGGCAAAUAUUAACGAAAACAAAAUUGAAGUCAGAGUCGCUGCUCACAAUAUUCAACAUAAAACACCAACAUUGGCACUUUUGAAUGGUUUGGAUGCUCUCACAAGAGAAUAUAGUGCCAGGUACGGACUCUGGGGACUCUCAGCUCCUGUGGUUUUUGAUUAUGGUGCCAUUGCAUUGAGAUUUGGGUCGAAAACUCACUCUCAAAAUGAGUUGGUUGACGGCCUGAAAAGGAAGGUGUUUGAGUUGUACAGGGAACGAAUGGAGAAGAAAGGCGAAGACACUAAAGUCCGGAAAAAUCUUCAGGAAAAUGUUCAGGAUUCUGUUCAGGAUUCUGUUCAGGUUCCCGUUCAGUCCGUUCAAGACACAGUUGGGCUUAUUCACUUAACCGAAGAAAUCCUUACUGUCCUGUCUUCAUCUGGUGGAAACUUUUUCAAAUUACCAGGACGAAUUGGUUGUGCUGGUAUUGUAGGAGCCGCAACAGCUGUGAGAUUUUUUGGUCUGUGGUGCAUUAGUUGUCUUUGCAGUGGAAACGGAGAUGAUAUUAUACAAAUGAACUUGGCAGCUACAAUAGCUGGUCGCUUUGAAGAUCCUGAUACUUUUGGAUUUCUGCUUGUUUCAUAUAUUAAAGAAGCAGCAAUUUCGUUACCAUUACAGGCACAAGAUAUCCAUGGAGAUAAUAUCAUUUAUGUGGGAGUAUUGUGUGUGCUACGCAACAUAUCCACAGGAGAAACCAGAUUGGCUUACUGUCAUAGUACAGAGUCAUUUUACUUUGGGUAUAUGAAAGAUAAACCACAUACGGUACUUAGUCGCAGCCGUGCGGGAGUGUUUGUGCAAGGCGAGUACAGAAUAUAA
Meyerozyma guilliermondii ATCC 6260 is the source of this 1053-nucleotide messenger RNA. It is a transcript of the gene FGR10, whose product is annotated as Fgr10p. The transcript has a single exon. Gene Ontology annotation, molecular function: threonine-type endopeptidase activity. Lineage: Eukaryota; Fungi; Ascomycota; Pichiomycetes; Serinales; Debaryomycetaceae. Gene Ontology annotation, biological process: protein maturation. The coding region runs from base 1 to 1053 and encodes 350 amino acids. The record is from RefSeq and is a predicted model, not a curated record.